Salvia miltiorrhiza (redroot sage) is the source of this 2802-nucleotide messenger RNA. Its product is annotated as ethanolamine-phosphate cytidylyltransferase-like. Gene Ontology annotation, biological process: phosphatidylethanolamine biosynthetic process. Bases 727 to 2028 code for a protein of 433 amino acids. Gene Ontology annotation, cellular component: cytoplasm. Lineage: Eukaryota; Viridiplantae; Streptophyta; Magnoliopsida; Lamiales; Lamiaceae. Gene Ontology annotation, molecular function: ethanolamine-phosphate cytidylyltransferase activity. The transcript has 9 exons. The record is from RefSeq and is a predicted model, not a curated record.
GUGAAUAGAAAAUUUGAAAUGCAAUCAAACAGAUCGCAGGCAGCGUACCCACCUGUCUUCUCUUAGAGAUUAAGAGAAGAAAUUAUUCAUUUAAGAGCGACGACCGAAUCCCAUUCAGCUCAAAUUCUGUGGUCACCAUGGAAAUUUGAAGAUAUUUAAGCUUUUUUCUCUUCCCAUAAAUCACCACUUAUUCUGAGAUUCCCCCCUAUUUCCCUUUUCGGUACCUUCUUUUGUUUUCUUUUUUCGAAACAGAAGAUCCCAUCUUGUUUACCAUUUUUCUUACAGUUACAGAGAAAUUACGAGGCUGUCAUUCGUAAAUCUCCACCAAAGCAAGAAAAUUGGUGACGCGGGAGGCACCAACCAAGAAAAAGGUGAAGAUUCUCCACUGACAGGACACCCCAUUUCUUGCAGAAUCUUGAUUUCUGCCAUGGGCCUUAGCUUUUUGUGCAAUUUACAUUAUGGAAAUUCAUUUUUUAUUGUUUUCCCACCACAUGUAUUGCAAAGAAACAACGAGAAAUUUCCUGAUUUUUUUUUUCAUUUCAUCUUUUUUAGAACCAGUUUUUUUACUCAAUUUUUGUGUAUGUCUGUAAUCGUAUACUAAUACGCGUAUUUACCUUCACAUUUUUCCUCUAAUUUCUCGAAGUUCUCACCAACCCUUUCUCUGCUUCUCGCUGGUUUGUGUCUCCUCUUGUAUUGAUUACAAAGGACCAAAGCAAGAGAAGGCAGAUGGAAUUCGAGAGCAGCAGUUGGAUAAAAGAUGGGGUUUGCUUCUACCCCCAUCUCUUUGGUGGUAUUAUGAUCACUUGUGCGCUGCUCAGUUUCUCAACAAGUUACUUUGGUAUGAUUGGUGUUCCACCUAUGCCUCACCUUUUCCCCGACUUGAGGGUUUUCCACAAGAAAAAAUCCUCAAAGAAACGUGUUCGCGUAUAUAUGGAUGGUUGUUUUGAUCUGAUGCACUACGGUCAUGCCAACGCACUGAGACAAGCUAAGGCACUGGGAGAUGAAUUAGUUGUUGGAGUUGUCAGUGAUGAAGAGAUCAUAGCCAAUAAAGGCCCUCCAGUUUUGUCUAUGGAGGAGAGGCUGGCACUUGUUAGUGGACUAAAGUGGGUCGAUGAAGUCAUUCCUAAUGCUCCCUAUGAAAUUACAGAAGAAUUUAUGCACCGACUUUUCAAGGAGCAUAAAAUUGACUAUAUUAUACACGGUGAUGAUCCUUGUCUUCUUCCUGAUGGAACCGAUGCCUAUGCUCUAGCCAAGAAAGCUGGUCGCUACAAGCAGAUCAAACGCACAGAAGGUGUCUCCAGUACGGAUAUUGUAGGAAGAAUACUUUCGUGGGUGAAGGAUGCUAAUGUUGACAAACUAUGCUCAGAAUCAUCUCAAGCAAAUGAAAGUGAAAACUUAAACAGCAACACGGUUAACAAAGUCCAAGCAAAGGGUGUCCAAGUUUCGAGUUUCCUACCUACUUCAAGAAGAAUUGUGCAAUUUUCAAAUGGCAAGGGUCCAGGACCAAAUUCCCGCGUUGUGUACAUCGAUGGUGCUUUUGAUCUUUUCCAUGCUGGACACGUGGAGAUUCUAAAGAGUGCCAGGGCACUUGGUGAUUUCCUUCUUGUUGGUGUUUAUCCUGACCACACUGUGAGUGAACUUCGUGGCAGUCGUUACCCACUGAUGAAUCUCCACGAACGUAGCCUUAGUGUGUUGGCAUGCCGUUAUGUUGAUGAGGUCAUCAUUGGUGCACCUUGGGAAGUCACGAAAGAUGUGAUGACCACGUUCAACAUAUCUUUGGUCGUACAUGGGACAGUAGCUGAGAAGAACCCUUUCUUGAAUGGGAAAACAGAUCCUUACGCGGUUCCAAAAUCUAUGGGGAUUUUCCAAACGCUGGAGAGCCCCAAGGACAUCACUACCACUUCAAUAGCAGAGAGGAUUAUUGCCAAUCACGAGAUUUAUUUGGUAUAUCCUUCUCUAACAUAUUUCUACCUAGGUUGGAGCCGUUUGGACAUUCAAUUUUCUAGAAAGUUCUUGAGUAUAAUAUAAAUGAAGCUGAUAGAAGUAGGGUUACUUGUUUUAUCCGAUUUUUCCCCCUUCCUCGACAUUAACAUAUACAGUUAAAGAUGAUGCAACAUUUUGAAUAUGCUAAGUAGUCAAAUAUAUCCGUAACUAUUAUUGUCUUUUUAGUUCUAUCUCGAACUAUCAACUUUGACUAAUUGAUGCCCAAACUAGGAGAAACUAAGUAAAUCUGUCAGGACACAUUUUCCAGUAUUUGAAAACAAGUAUGUGAAAAUGAGCUGAAGCCAUGUAAAAUUCAUGAUGAUCCCAGCUUUCGAGUACCAAAAAAUUGUUGGCGGAUAGGGAUUUGUAUAGUUUCUCGUAGUUUGGGUAUCAAUUGGUGAAAAUCAAUUGCUAGUUUGUGAUAUACAUGAGUAUUGGUUGAGCUGAUUACUUGUUAAAUGUGUGGUUAUAUGAGUAAGGGUGGUUUUGUUACAGAAACGAAAUGCGAAGAAAGAAGCAAGUGAGAAGAAAUAUUACGAGGAGAAGACAUUUGUGGCAGCAGACUGAGCCCUCCUCCUCUUGAGGCAGAUCGAAUCCGUAUAGUUUUGCUCUUAGGAAUCCGUCGAGAAAAAAAAAGGAAAAAAACAAAGAAAAAAACAAAAGUCUAGGACUGUCGAUUCUUUUAUUCUGCUUUAAUGUUAUAGCAGUUUUACCUAUGUAUUUGUAAAUUAUCAGAUCAGCAUCGGCCACCUUUUUAUUCGUUUAUUUUUGGGCAUCUCCUCUUCUGAAGAGCCCCAAUUCAGUUGAGCUUUCAAUCCA